Hemiscyllium ocellatum (epaulette shark) is the source of this 2111-nucleotide messenger RNA. Its product is annotated as cytotoxic T-lymphocyte protein 4-like. Gene Ontology annotation, cellular component: external side of plasma membrane. The record is from RefSeq and is a predicted model, not a curated record. The transcript has 4 exons. The coding region runs from base 48 to 701 and encodes 217 amino acids. Gene Ontology annotation, biological process: regulation of T cell proliferation; T cell receptor signaling pathway. Lineage: Eukaryota; Metazoa; Chordata; Chondrichthyes; Orectolobiformes; Hemiscylliidae.
AAGUGCUAUUUACAAUAAAUGCAGUUCAGUACCAGAGCGUCAAACUCAUGGCUUGUCCCCGAAACCUAUUGGUAGUUUUUCUUUGGAUCUACACAGCUCAGAGAUUGGAUGGAGCUGGACUAAGAGUUGACCAGCCAAGGUUCUUGGAGGUUGAUAGCACCGGUAAGGCCACCCUACAGUGUAACCACAGCUGGGAUGAAAAGACAGAACUAAAAUUAACUAUUCUUAAAGAAAGAGAUUCACGAGAGGUUUGCAUUGGAAGAACAAAUUCAUCUGUACAUUAUGUCAACUCUACAGAACUCCUGCAUUGCCAGAUUAACCGGACAUCAGGCAGUAUUUAUGUCACGUUCUAUGGAUUCAACUCAUCUUUAAUUGACAACUUUUUCUGCAAGAUCGAGAAAUUGUACCCACCACCUUAUGAAGGGAAACAAGGGAAUGGGACGAUUAUGUUCAUCAGCAGCAAGGAGAAUUGCGAGAAAUGUUUCCAGUUUGUAAUGCUCUUGAUCAUGGGGAUUCUCAGUUUCCUGACUCUGUCAAGUAUGAUCUAUAGCAUUGUACUGACGUCGAAGAUAUGCAGAGUUAAAAAGGUGGGAAAGAAAGAAGAGGAGAAUUCUGUGUAUGAGCAAAUGGCCCCCAGCAAUGGUGGAGAGCAUAGCAGGAGGAACACUGAGUCGGCCACAACUCUUUCACGCAAAUACUAAAAGAAAACGUUUAUCUAGUCAAGCACAGAACUUCAUUGUAACAGUUGAACUGCUUCUAUAUUUGCCAGAGCACAGUUGAUGUGGUCUCUUUUGUAGUCUGAUAGCUUUGGAGAAACGCUGUGUAAAAUGGUCGAUGUGUUACUGCCACUCUAUUUUUGUUCUCAAACCAACAAGUCUUGAUACUCGAGUUAUUUUUGUAUCAGUGCAGCAUUGCCUCACAAAAUGAUGCUAGAGCAGGUAGUUCUCUACCACUGGGGACGUGGUUGGAUUACUGGGCCUCCUUUGAGCGAGGGAGCUUUCUCACAGGGUACACUAGCCUCUAGUACUGGAUCCACAAAGUUGUAUAUUUAAAACACACCGUGUAAAGAUGUGUCACUCCUACAUCAUAGAAUCUGUACGGUGUGGAAGAGUUCACACCAACCCUUCAAAGAGCAUCCCAUCCAGACACGACUCCUAUAAGGAGGAAGUGAGGACUGCAGAUGCUGGAGAUCAGAGUCAAAAAGUGUGGUGCUGGAAAAAGCACAGUCAACAUUUUGAAUUCCUGAUGAAGAGGUUAUGCUCGAACCAUCGACUCUUCUACACCAUGGAUGCUUCCUGAGCAGCUUUGCUUUUUGACAACCCCUCUAAUCCAGCAUUUCCCCCUGGCUAAUCCGCUGAGCCUACACAUCCCUGGACACUAUGGGCAAUUUAGCAUAGCCAAUCCACCCAAAUUGCCUACCUUUAGAACUGUGGGAGGAAACCGGUGCACCCGGAGGAAGCCCAUGCAGGCACCAGGAGAAUGUGCAAACUCCACACAGACAGUCACUUGAGGAUGGUUUUGAACUCAGGUCCCUGGUGCUAUGAGGCAGCAGUGCUGACCACUAACUCCAUGCGAUCUGCCUUCCUGCAUCAUUUGGCUCUCCCUGAGAUUUCAGUCCACAUGGUGUGGUUGAUUUCAAAUACUCUGUCUGAACCAACGCCUUCAGGGAUUAACUUGUGUCAAAUUGAAGAGGAAAUGAAAUUGUCCCUGACAAUCCCACCCCCAGCCCACAGUGACAGCUAGCUCCCAAGUAGCUCGAGGUAGCUAGCCUGGUAGCCCAUUGUAAGCAGUCGCUCUCUCUUUGGUUUGAAGCUUUCAUACACGCAACUCAAACAGCAGGAAAACAGAAUGCCACACCGAAGCAAUUAGGCCAAGUCAUGUAUAUAGAGCUGAGGCAAUGCUACUUUAAGAGUAGAUGGUGUUGGUGGAGGAUUCAUUCCUGCAUGUUGUACACGUUCAUAGCCCUCACUGUUGCUCUGUCCAGUCUGGCCAUUCAGAAAUCACUCCAUGAUGCUCUGUGUAUCCAACUUAACAUGUAAGUUACUUGACCGCGUGUUUGUUUCGUGUAAGUUUUAUAGUUCCCAGGUUUGUUCCAGAGAAAUAUACUUUUU